Messenger RNA from Danaus plexippus (monarch butterfly), 828 nucleotides. RefSeq lists its product as uncharacterized. The transcript has a single exon. The record is from RefSeq and is a predicted model, not a curated record. Lineage: Eukaryota; Metazoa; Arthropoda; Insecta; Lepidoptera; Nymphalidae. Bases 129 to 737 code for a protein of 202 amino acids.
AGUAACAUUUUUUGUAACCCUUUGUUUUUAUAGACAUAUUUUAUGAUCUAAGUAUUUUAUAAACUUUGAAAUAAGUUUAUACACUGUCAUUUACUUACCAAUUCUAUUAUCGUCGACUAAUAAUUCUAAUGUCGAAUUAUCUUUGGGGAAUCGCUCAGCUAGUAAACGAUCCAUCAAGCGAAAUAUUAACUGCUAUACAAAAACGAAUUUUCAAUAAAAACAAACAAAAUAUUGAAGAUAAUGAAAACGAAACGAAUAUAAAAAGUCAUCCAGUAAAUAUUCCGAAUGUUGUACCAUGUGAAAUAAAAGAACCUGUUAGAAUUAAAACAAAAUGUAUCCAAAUUGGACGGCCCCUAAUGAAACACGCUCAUUGCGCUGUACAAACAAAACGACCAAGUAUUGAACGUGUCAGUAAAGCUACAAGUGUUCAAACAAUUGUAAAUCCAAAACAGAGUAUAGGUAUUUUGCACACAGCAAGUAUUAAAGAUACUAGUACUAAACCUGUCAAGAAAAAACUGUGCGAUCAACAUCGCGAUGUUUUUAUAAAACUUCAGGACUGGUCGUGCCCGCCGAAAAAUUCUAAUGAACCGAAAGAAAAAUCUUUCUCUUAUAUUAAAAGACAAAUAAAGAAAAUUGUUAAUUUAAUGAAAAUUGAAAAAAUACGAUUUCCUGAAGUCCAUGGAGCAGAAGAGCAAACCAUGGAAUUAUAUCGAAGAGCCAGCCAAAAAAUUUAUUGAAACGUAAGAGACAAUUUUGAAAAUAUUUCAAGUAGAAAUUAUUGCGAAUCUAAUAUAUUUCAAAUUUGCUUUGUUAUAAAAAAUAAAACUA